AUGACACACAAUAUCUUGAAGCCGCGUUGGUCCAGGUUCUUAGGUCCCGAGUCCCCAGAUCCUCGUGAAUUUAAAUACCAGCCUACAAACGAACCGAUAUUCACGUCUCCAUACGGUCCCUUUCCGCCUAUACCGGAUGACCUGAACAUCCACGAGCUUUGCUUCCCACCAGACAAUCCACUACCUGAAGACUACCCUCUCAUCAUCAAUGCAGUCACGGAGGAAGUGGUCACCCUUCACAGCUUCUAUGCUCGAGUCUGCGCACUCGCACGUGUUUUGCGCCAUGACGGACCAAAUCCACUCGGCUUGGAUAAAAGCCCUGUCGACGACACCGAAGAGGGCGAGAUUCUAGCAUUAUUCUCACGAAACCAUAUCCAUUACCCAAUGGUAACACAUGCAUGUUUCCGGUCCCAAUUAGUGUUUGGUGGUAUCAGUCCGGCAAGUACACCGUACGAACUAUGGUGGGUACUCAGAAAGAUGCAAAUAACGAGUAUCAUGUGCCACGAGACCUUACUGCCAGUCUUGAAAGAAGCAAUCAAACUAGGAUCCGGAGAGGGUGACAAUCUCCCUCUGAAACUCAAACUAAACCCCGCAAAGAUAAUUGUACUGAGCGACAACCGGAAUCUUGAUACCGUAUCCGGACACCGUACAAUCGAAUCCCUCGUAAAACAAGGCUCCCAUCUUCCCGAGCACCCACGCAAACUUCACGGCGGAAACCGCAUGGCCUACCUAUUCCAAUCCUCCGGCACAUCCGGUCUCCCAAAGGCAAUGAUGAUAACCCACACCAACGGCCUGUGCUCGGGCCUCCAGUCCCUGAUAACCUCCGUCCAAACCGCCCGCUUCACUGGCAACCCACCCCUAACCCCCGUCACAACCCUCGGCGUAAUCCCCAUGUACCACUCCUACGGCAUGAUCGUCUGGAUCCUGCGCAUCAACCUCCUCAAAAACACAACUGUCAUGCUUCCAAAAUGGGACUUGCCCCUCGCUCUCCGCAGCAUCCAAAAGUACAAAAUAACGCAUUUGCAUCUUGUCCCCCCGAUCGUCCGCCAACUCGCCCAGAGUCCCUUGACGGAACAAUACGAUUUGAGUUCUGUAAUCAGUGCUGGGAGCGGAGCCGCGUAUCUGCCUCCAGAUGUGGCGUACCAGCUCGCUAAGAAACUGCCGCAAGGUGCUGCGACACCGAUUCCCAGCGGUUACGGACUCAGCGAAGCGGCCAGCAUCGCUAAUCCGGGUAUCGCCGGUAUUUUUGGGCUGAAACCUGCGUUACCGGGUACGAUUGGGUAUUUGCUAUCUGGCAUGUCUGCACGAGUUGUCGACCCAGGCACUUUGAAAGAUGUAGCCAGGGGCGACAAAGGCGAGCUCUGGGUGCGAGGCGCGGUUGUAACACCGGGGUAUUUUAAAGAUGCAAAGGCGACGGCUGAGCUGUUUGCGGAGCCGGGGUGGCUGCGGACGGGGGAUCUGGUGAUGCGGGAUGAGUGCGAUCGGAUUCAUUAUCUUGAUCGGAUUAAGGAGAUGAUCAAGGUGAAGGGGUUGCAGGUUGCGGCGACGGAGGUUGAGGAUACGCUGCUGGAUCAUCCCGAGGGGCUUGUAAGGGAUGCCUGUGUUGCGGGGGUUGAUAAUGGGAGGGGCGAUGGGUCGCUGUUUGUUCGUGCGUGGAUUGUUCUUACGGCAGAAGGGGUGAAGCAAGGAGAGGAGGAGGUAGGGAAGAAGCUGCAUGAAUGGGUUCAAGAACGGUUGAGUCGGCAUAAGUGGUUGACUGGUGGGAUUGAGGUGGUUGAUUCGAUACCCAGGACGCCAUCGGGUAAGAUGCUGAGACGAGAGAUGAGGGAUCGAUAUCAUGAGCGAAUGAAGAACAGUAGCAGGGCUAAGUUAUGA
This is a messenger RNA of Bipolaris victoriae FI3, 1875 nucleotides long. RefSeq lists its product as hypothetical. The record is from RefSeq and is a predicted model, not a curated record. The coding region runs from base 1 to 1875 and encodes 624 amino acids. The transcript has 2 exons. NCBI's taxonomy places the organism in Eukaryota, Fungi, Ascomycota, Dothideomycetes, Pleosporales, Pleosporaceae. Gene Ontology annotation, molecular function: CoA-ligase activity. Gene Ontology annotation, biological process: secondary metabolic process.